This is a messenger RNA of Trypanosoma grayi, 669 nucleotides long. RefSeq lists its product as hypothetical. The record is from RefSeq and is a predicted model, not a curated record. Lineage: Eukaryota; Euglenozoa; Kinetoplastea; Trypanosomatida; Trypanosomatidae. Bases 1 to 669 code for a protein of 222 amino acids. The transcript has a single exon.
AUGUGCAGUCCUUCCUCCUCCUUAAGGAUCCGCAUCCUUACGCUCGAUGUCCUCUCGGAAGACGCAGGUGAUUUUAGGCACGGCGGCCUGUACAUUGUGGCGCGCGUUGGCGGCGAGGCGCAGCGCACAUGCGCCCUCAGCGACGCCGAUGAGAGGUCGUGGAAUGAGGUAUUUGCGUUCCGAUUGGACGGCCGACCUCCGGCUGCGGCCGUUUCGCUUGCCGGCAGUGGUGGUGGUGGUCGUGGUGGCCUGAUGCCAUCAAGAGCACCGCCGCCUUUCAGCAGCACGCCGAUUAUGUGCGCCGUGCCAGACUACGGACGCGCGCCCCCACCACCCCCGCGUGGCAGCGGCGGCAGCAUCGCCAUGGACGCCUUCGCACCGCCGUGGCUCGGCACCCCGUACAGACUUCCCACCGUUGUGCUGGAGCUGUGGCGCAACUCCCCGAACUCCGACGACUGCCUCGCCAAGUAUCAGUUCUGCGUCCCGCUUGAGUGCGGCAGUGACGUUAUUGACAGACUCGUGUACCUCACAAGCGCCUCGUCGUACUCCGUGCAAUUCGCGCUGCGGGUCCGUGUGGCGCUGACGCAGCCGCAGUCACGCCCUGUGGGCCACCACACGUUCCCGCCCAAGAUGGUCCCGAUGGAGGCAGCUGCUCUCUGGAGGCCGUAA